AUGGCCGGCGCCGGCGCCGGCGCCCGGCCACCGCCCGGCGCGCCCGUGCAGCCGGCAGCUGCCGAGCCGGUGGCGCCCCCCGCGCCCGCGCCCGCCCUUGGCCACCCCGGGGCGCUGGCCAGCCCAGCCACCCUCGCGGCGGCGCCCGCCCACAGCUACACGGGGCCCCUGGCCUCGACGCUGCCCAGCGCCGCGGCCUCGCCCGCCCACGGCCCCGCGCCGCCGCAGGCCCACGGCCACGGCAGCGGCGGGGCCUCGGCUCCCGAGGCCCGCGGCCGCGGGCCGGCGCCUGGCACCGCGGGGGCGCCGCCGAGGGGGCGGAGCCCGGGGAGCCGCGCCCGGAGCUCCCUGGACGACCUCAUGGUGCGCUUCGGGACCGCCAUCCGCACCACCAUGCUGCGGGAGCGGCUGCCCGACAGCGGCCGCCAGGAGGAGUCCGACUCGGAGGGCGACGCGACGCCCUCGGUGGCCUCGACGCAGGGCUCCGCCGCGGCGUCGAGGGCGGCGGGCGCCGCCCACGCCUCCGCGCACGCCUCCGCGGGCGCGGGGGCGGGCAGCGCUGCGCACGUCUCCGCGCCGCCCGUGGGCGCAGCCAAGCCCUCCCCAGGCUUGGACACCUCCACGUGGACGGCUCCUGGCUCCACAGGCCCCCUGGCGCCCUCUGUUGCUGGAGGCGCUGCCGCUCAGCGCGCGGCUUCGCCCCUCCGGUCGGCUUCGCCACUGGCUUCGCCCCUCCGGUCAGCUUCGCCUUUCCGGACAGCUUCAACGGGCUACGGCGACGGCUUGCCGAGCUCACCAGAGUUCGGCGAUCAGGGACACCACCUGCGGAAGCAGCUCAUCGAGACCUCCAAGGUCUCCCUGGAGACGGAGGCGCAGCACGAGGAGGAGCUUGUGCUCUUGGAGCAGAGGCAGCAGUGCCAGGUCAUACAGGCGGCGGCGGAGGCCCGGAAGGCGCAGGCGAUCGGCGAGAUCGAGCUGCACGCCAGGCAGCAGGAGCUCCUGGCCGGCCAGGCGUUCCAGGAGAAGCUGUCCGCAAUACGGUCCCGAUUCGAGCACCGGCGGUUCGUGCUGCAGCAGCAGAUGAACGAGGUUGACAGAGAGUACUACCAGGAGCGGGCCAUGGACACGGAGCACUACCUCAACCUUCAGGCGUUGGACCGCCAGUACCAGCUCGGCAAGGCCGCGCGGUCCAGGACGCCGUCGCCCCCGCACGCUGCGGUUGCGCCGCCCGGUGAGCCCCUAGCCUGGCUGCCGGGGCCCAGGAUGGCCGCCUCCUCGAGGGCCGCCUCCCCCUACAGGCCCUUCGAGCCCGCCGCCCCGCUCGGCCCCGUGCAGGUGGCCGCGGCGCCGCCCUACGGCUGUGGCUUCGCCGUCAGCCCCCCGGUCGCGGUCUCGCCCCCGCGGUCGCCGACAGGCCCAGCCACCGUGCAGGCGGCGUGGGCGGCGACCCCGCCGUGCGUCUCCUUCGCGCCGCCGCAGGCCGCGGCCCCGGGGCCCACGUUCCUGGUGCCCGCCGGCGCGCCUCGCCCGCAGCAGGCCGCCGAGCCAUUGGCCUCGGCGCCGCCGUGGGCGCGCGCGCCGGCGUCGCCCCUGGUGCCGGCCGAGCGCCCGCGAGCGCGGCCCUUCGAGGAGGUCGUGUACGCCGGCAGCUCGAUCGUCCCUGCCGCCGUCCAGGGGCCGCCCGGGCCCGCGGCGCACGCCGUGCCGCAGCAGCCUGGGGGCGAAGGCGCCCCAGUGGUGGUGCCGGACGGCCAAGGUGGCUGCUGGUAUUGGGUGUCCGACGAGGAGGACGAGAUUGAGGCGCAGGCCGUGAACUACGCCGCCCCGCUGCAGGCUGUCGAAUACGCCACCCCGCUGCGUACCUUAGACUACGCUGCCCCGCAGGCC
Messenger RNA from Prorocentrum cordatum, 1887 nucleotides. NCBI's taxonomy places the organism in Eukaryota, Dinophyceae, Prorocentrales, Prorocentraceae. The record is from the annotation of a GenBank genome assembly.